Diospyros lotus (date-plum) is the source of this 2767-nucleotide messenger RNA. Its product is annotated as endoplasmin homolog. The coding region runs from base 100 to 2520 and encodes 806 amino acids. Gene Ontology annotation, molecular function: ATP-dependent protein folding chaperone; ATP binding; ATP hydrolysis activity. The transcript is spliced from 15 exons. The record is from RefSeq and is a predicted model, not a curated record. NCBI's taxonomy places the organism in Eukaryota, Viridiplantae, Streptophyta, Magnoliopsida, Ericales, Ebenaceae. Gene Ontology annotation, biological process: protein folding.
CGUAGCUCCAGUUCAGUAUAAAUUUAAUGUGCACUACAGAUCCAGGGUAACCGAGUCCUCCGGAAACAAGCACGGUUCGCUGAGAGCAGCAAUCGGACGAUGAGGAAGUGGACGAUCCCUUCCGUUCUGUUCCUCCUUUGCCUUCUCUUUCUUCUUCCGGAUCAAGGUCGGAAGUUACACGCCAAUGCGGAGGGUGAUUCGGAGGAACUGGUAGAUCCGCCCAAGGUUGAAGAAAAGAUUGGUGCUGUUCCGAAUGGUUUAUCCACCGACUCCGAUGUGGCUAACAGGGAAGCUGAGUCGAUGUCCAGGAAGUCGCUCCGCAGUAAUGCGGAGAAGUUUGAGUUUCAGGCUGAGGUGUCUCGCCUUAUGGACAUCAUUAUUAACUCACUUUACAGCAAUAAAGAUAUUUUCUUGAGGGAGUUAAUCUCCAAUGCUUCUGAUGCACUGGACAAGAUUAGGUUCCUGUCACUCACAGAUAAGGAAAUUCUGGGUGAGGGUGAUUCUGCCAAGCUUGAGAUUCAGAUUAAAUUGGACAAAGAAAAGAAGAUCCUGUCGAUUCGUGAUAGAGGUAUAGGUAUGACGAAGGAGGAUUUGAUCAAGAACUUGGGAACAAUUGCUAAAUCUGGAACUUCAGCUUUUGUGGAAAAAAUGCAGACAAGUGGAGACCUUAAUCUCAUUGGGCAGUUUGGUGUUGGAUUCUACUCGGUUUAUCUUGUUGCUGAUUAUGUUGAAGUCAUCAGCAAACACAACGAUGAUAAACAGUAUGUUUGGGAAUCCAAGGCUGAUGGAGCGUUUGCAAUUUCUGAGGAUACAUGGAAUGAACCACUUGGGCGUGGAACUGAAAUCAAAUUGCAUCUUAGAGAGGAAGCUGGGGAAUAUCUGGAGGAGAGCAAACUAAAGGAAUUGGUGAAGAAAUACUCUGAGUUUAUCAACUUCCCCAUAUAUCUGUGGGCAAGCAAAGAGGUCGAUGUAGAGGUUCCUGCAGAUGAAGCUGACUCAAGCGAUGAUGAAGCUGAAAGCAGUGCUUCAGAGGAAGAAAAGGAAGAUGAGGAGAAAGAUGAAGAUGAAGGUGAGAAAAAACCCAAGACAAAGACAAUCAAAGAAACAACAUAUGAAUGGGAGCUUUUGAAUGAUGUGAAAGCCAUAUGGUUAAGGAAUCCAAAGGAGGUGACAGAUGAAGAGUACACAAAAUUCUAUCAUUCUUUAGCAAAGGACUUCAGUGAUGAGAAGCCAGUGGCAUGGAGUCACUUUACUGCCGAAGGUGAUGUUGAGUUCAAGGCAGUACUAUUUGUGCCUCCCAAGGCUCCUCAAGAUUUGUAUGAGAGCUACUACAACACGAACAAGUCAAACUUGAAGUUAUAUGUUAGACGAGUCUUCAUCUCAGAUGAAUUUGAUGAGCUUUUACCCAAGUAUCUCAACUUUUUGAAGGGUCUUGUUGAUUCCGACACUUUGCCCCUUAAUGUAUCAAGAGAAAUGCUUCAACAGCACAGUAGCUUGAAGACAAUCAAGAAGAAACUGAUCCGGAAGGCCCUUGACAUGAUCCGCAAGAUUGCCGACGAGGAUCCUGAUGAAUCUAAAGACAAAGACAAGAAAGAUGUUGAGGAAUCCAGUGACAAUGAUGAGAAGAAAGGUCAAUAUGCAAAGUUCUGGAAUGAGUUUGGCAAGUCAAUAAAACUUGGUAUUGUUGAGGAUUCAGCCAAUAGAAACCGCUUGGCCAAACUCCUUAGAUUUGAGAGCACAAAAUCUGAAGGCAAAUUGACUUCGUUGGACCAGUACAUUUCAAGAAUGAAAGCUGGACAGAAGGACAUCUUCUACAUUACAGGAACCAGCAAGGAGCAGUUGGAGAAAUCUCCUUUCCUCGAGAGGCUUACCAAGAAAAAUUAUGAGGUUAUUUUCUUCACGGAUCCAGUGGAUGAGUACCUCAUGCAAUACCUGAUGGAUUACGAAGACAAGAAGUUCCAGAAUGUGUCAAAGGAGGGUCUUAAAAUGGGCAAGGAUUCCAAGGACAAGGAAUUGAAGGAGUCAUUCAAGGAGUUAACCAAAUGGUGGAAGGGAGCCCUUGCUAGUGACAAUGUGGAUGAUGUGAAGGUAAGCAAUCGAUUGGCUGACACCCCGUGUGUGGUUGUGACAUCAAAGUAUGGAUGGAGUGCCAACAUGGAGAGGAUCAUGCAAUCACAAACCCUAUCAGAUGCCAGCAAGCAGGCAUAUAUGCGUGGCAAGAGGGUGCUUGAGAUCAACCCAAGGCAUCCAAUCAUCAAGGAGCUUCGUGAGAGGGUUGUGAAGGACCCAGAGGAUGCAAGUGUCAAGCAAACAGCACAGCUAAUGUACCAGACAGCACUGAUGGAGAGUGGCUUCAUGCUGAGUGACCCGAAGGAUUUUGCCUCGCAGAUCUAUGACUCGGUGAAAACUAGUCUAAACAUUAGUCCUGAUGCUGCAGUUGAGGAAGAAGAUGCUGAAGAAGCUGAGCCUGAAACUGAUACAACGGAAGGCGAUGCAGACUCCGUGAAGGAUGAGUUGUAGAUCAUAUGGAGGGGGUAGGGGGUAGCUUUUCUAGUUUUAUGUUUUCAUCAUGUCUGGUGCGAGAGAAAAAACUGGACUGCUGCUGCUGCUGCUGCAUUCUGCAUGGAAACUUAGGCAUGAAGACGCAGCAAGUACUGAAAAUCAUAGGGGGAUGUAAAACACAGAUGGAACCACUAGGAAUUUUGGCUCUUGGAUAUUUUCCUUUUUGAUUAUUAGUCGAACGCGGUGAAAGUGCUUGUUUUUCUCA